AUGUGUCGUUCCCAUUUCGGUCUAUUUCCGACAGAGGCAAACCAGCCCCCUCGAUGGAAAAGCUACAUGAGUGAUGAUUUCAGUCCCAUUGAAUUUAGCUGGAACUGGAGGAAUGCACAAGGAGAUGUUGAUAGAAGAGUGCGCUUUAGUAUUGAAGCCAUUAGCAAGCAAUCUGGCACAGUUGGCGAUCCAUGGAAUCAGAAAGCUACUAUUGAUCUUGUUAACCGCCUUGAAGUCGAUGUACCGGAGAUUAAGGUACAAUGGUUCCACCGUCUUCUUAAGGACUUCACUCCCUCAAAAGAUGUCAUUUCUGAAUUUUUUAUAUCCCGUUUCGAUCCGCAGCCACCCCGUUCAAGUUUUUUCAUGGCAUUUGAAAUGAGAGAUAAGAUGCGUGUUGUCAAGCUGUACAUGAUGCCGUUUGCAAGAGCAAUGGAAAGAUCUCAAACUAAAUCUGCUAUUAUUCUUGAGUCUCUAGCCAGCUUCGCUUAG
Molecule: messenger RNA, 489 nt
Organism: Botrytis fragariae
Lineage: Eukaryota; Fungi; Ascomycota; Leotiomycetes; Helotiales; Sclerotiniaceae
Product: putative dimethylallyl tryptophan synthase protein
Exons: 1
Coding region: 1-489 (162 amino acids)
Biological process (GO): alkaloid metabolic process
Molecular function (GO): transferase activity, transferring alkyl or aryl (other than methyl) groups
Source: RefSeq, a predicted model, not a curated record